Brachypodium distachyon (stiff brome) is the source of this 1504-nucleotide messenger RNA. Its product is annotated as UPF0613 protein PB24D3.06c. The record is from RefSeq and is a predicted model, not a curated record. The coding region runs from base 118 to 1173 and encodes 351 amino acids. The transcript is spliced from 9 exons. Lineage: Eukaryota; Viridiplantae; Streptophyta; Magnoliopsida; Poales; Poaceae.
GGAAAAUCUCAAUUUUCAAUCCUAACCCCGUGCAGCCGUGUCCCAAGUCCCAGGUCGUCGAAUUCCCCGCACCUCCCGAUCCCGUGAUGCCCUCGCCGUAACCUCGCCGGCGGCGUUAUGACCUCGCCGGCUCCCACCUCCUCCUGGUUCUCCAGCCUAACGCGCACCGCAUCUGGCACUCCCUCCUCCUCAGCCAUGCCUCCCGCCGGCGGCGUCGCCUCCGCCCCGGUCACCCUCCCCGACACACCCACCGCCGUGGGCGGCAAGGGUGGUGUCGUUCCUAUUGUAGCCGCCGCAGGCGCAGGCGCGCGCAAGAAGCAGCUCCAUGGCACGCUGUUCAAGUACGGGCCCAAGUCCGCUAAUGUCGCAUUCAGAACUGGUGAUUUUAAUCAUCAGGUGAUCUUUAUUGGUGGUUUGACAGAUGGACUCUUAGCAACUGACUACUUGGAACCAUUAUCACUUGCCUUGGAGGUUGAGAAAUGGUCACUGGUACAACCGUUACUUUCUUCAUCAUAUAUUGGAUAUGGAAUUUCCAGCUUGGAGCAAGAUGCAUUGGAACUAGAUCAGCUCAUUGGUUACUUGAUAAAUAAAGAAAAUUCAGAAGGAGUAAUAUUACUCGGUCACAGUACUGGUUGCCAGGAUAUUGUGCAUUACAUGCGGACAAACUUAGCAUGUUCCAAAGCAGUUUCGGGGGUAAUUUUGCAGGCUCCAGUAAGUGACAGGGAGUAUAGGGCAACUCUCCCAGAAACAGCAGAAAUGAUAGAUCUGGCCUCAAAAAUGAUUAGUGAGGGUCGUGGAAUGGACUUGAUGCCGAGAGAAGCAAAUUCAGAUGCUCCAAUUACUGCCUACAGGUUCCACUCCCUUUGUGCAUAUAUGGGUGAUGAUGACAUGUUCAGUUCUGAUCUUAGUGAAGAUCAGCUGAGGCAGAGACUUGGUCAUAUGUCAACCACACAAUGCCAGAUUAUUUUUUCAAUGGGGGAUGAAUAUGUUCCAGAAUAUGUUGAUAAGAAGGCACUCGUAAACAGACUAUGUCAGGCACUGGGAGGUGCAGAGAAAGUUGAAAUAGAAUGGGGAGACCAUGCUCUCUCCAACAGGGUGCAAGAGGCAGUUCGGGCAAUUGUCGAUUUCGUUAAGAGGGAAGGACCUAAAGGAUGGGACGAUCCAUGGAGCUAGAUAAAGCAGUCAUGUAGUCUAUCUUUUACCCUUGUUACCCUGGCAAAAUGUCUAGGUUUUGCUUUUUUAUUGGUCUAAUUGUUUCUGUGUAGUUAUAUUCUGGUUUCUUUAAUUUUGUUACCUCAACCCUUGUCAUACACAACUUGAUUUUCAAUCUUGUUCAUUUGUGGACAUUCAGGUAUGCUAUCUGUAAAUUGUAAUCCUUCCCUUUCUCAAAUGUUCCUGUUUUGCCUAGUCAGAGGUUGUUUAGUUAAGCAAUGACAAUCUCGCAGAUAAAUGUAUUUGCUACAACUAUUCCUGAUUAAAUUGCAUGCAGUACGAUAUUUAACCU